AGAGGGGGAGGAUCCCGGUGGCUCCCGGGAGCCUCCGGAACGACGCCGCCCCGGCAAGGCCCGCCGCGGCGGACGGUUUCUCCUCCGGCCUCUCUUCCCGGCUCCGCACGGCUCGUUCCCGGAGAGCUGCCGGAGGCGGAAGACGAGCUGGGCACUCGCUUUCCCCACGGAUCAGUUCGGGGAUCGGAGCCGAGCCGGGGCGGAGGCAGAAGCGAAUCCUCACCGGAGACGAUACCGGAGCUCUCCAGAACCGAACCCAAACGAUUUUAAAUUUGGAAACUAGGGAAUCGCUUAUGUCUUCUCCGUGAAAAGAUCCAACCGUUUCCCCCCUCCUUUUUUUUUCUUUUGUUUUGCUACGGAUCCGCCCGGCUGCCCGGUAAUUUUAGCAAUUGGCUGCGAAGUUUCUGCCCGGCUGCGGAUUAAAUUAGCUGAGUCGAGAUCCUCGGAAUAGAUACGGCGCUCGGAGCGACGGCGGCCGGAUCCUCCCCGCCCGCAGCGAGGCGGAGAGCCAGCCCCUGCCGGACUUUGGCUCCGAUCCGGGGAUAUCGGAGCGAGCCGUGCGCCGUUCCCGCCCCGAUCCGUCAGCUUCCAGAUGGAAAGAAACUCGGAGCAGGCGAUUAAAGGCUUCUCCCUUCCCCGCGGGAAUUCCCGCAGUCGGGUUGUUGUCUCCGGGUUCGAGCUGUCGGCUCUCCGCGUUUCUCCAAGGUUGUUUUCCCGACGAGCCGCUCCGGGAGGACGACCGUCUCCGAGGGCGCAGCCGGUCGGAGGCGGCCGGGCCGGCGCGGAGCGCGCAGCAUGGCCGCCAAGGUGCCGAUUUACCUGAAAAGGGGCGGCCGGAAGGGGAAAAAGGAGAAACUCCGGGAUAUCCUCUCCUCGGACAUGAUCAGCCCGCCCUUAGGUGACUUCCGGCACACCAUACACGUCGGGAGCGGCGGCGAGCGCGACGCCUUCGGCGACAUCUCUUUCCUCCGGGGGAAAUUCCACCUGCUUCCGCGGAGCGCCGGGAGGCCGGACUCGGAGCCGGAGGAUCCCGCGGCGGCCGAACCCGACCGCGCGCCGAGCGGCGAGCCGUCGCCCGCCUCUCCGCUCCUGAAAAACGCCGUCUCCUUGCCGAUCAUCGGCGGCCCGCCCAAACCGCCGCGGCUCCACCUGGACGACGGAGCGGCGGGAAGCCGGAGCGCCCGGCGUCUCGGCGGCCCCGCGACCGGCUCGCCGGAGGAGCCGUUCCUGCCGCACGCCGGCUCCCUGCUGUCCCUCCACGUGGAUCUGGGGCCGUCAAUCCUGGACGACGUCCUGGAAGUGAUGGAGAAGCACCGGGACGAGAGACGGGGCGGCCCCGUGCGGGAUCCGGCCCGGCGGGAGGUCUUGACGUGAAGACGGCGAGGACCCAAGCGAGGAAAAGACUCCGAAAUACAGAAAUUUAGGGAUGUUUCCUUUCUUUCUUUCCGGUGCCGCUUCCCGCGGAACUCCGGAUUCUCCCUCACCGGAGGGGAGGAAAAAAAAAAUAAAUAAAAUAAAUAACCCCGCUCUAAAGCCGCGACGAAGCCGGCAGCGCUCGCUGCUAACCUGCGCCGCCGCUCACCGGGACGAGCUGUUCCAAGCGCUUCCGGAGCUCGGCCGCCUCUGCCGCGUCCUUUUCCCGCGUCCCUUUUCCGUGUCCUUUUCCCGUGUCCCGCGAGGCUGGAAAAGCAAGCGGAACCUCAGUGCUUAGACGCGGCGAUUAAAUAACUGCAUCGUUUGUAACCAUUUCGGACGGUUUUGGCGCAGAAUGAGGCUGAGUUUCCCUUAGGAAUUACGGAAUGUCUUAAAACAAAACAAAACAAAAAAAAAGUGCACUGACUUUUCCUUUUUUUUGCUUUUAUUUUCCCCCUCCCCGCCGGAGCGCGAACGUGCGUUUUCUUUACAACACCCCCGACUCGCUGUUUUUGUACGGAACGCAUCAUUAAAAAAUGAGUCAUUAGAUUAACGAGCUCUCCUCUGGGCCCAAUCCGUCGGGAGGCUCCGGGGAAAGAGGGCGGAGGCGCUUGCUGGUGAGGCGCGAAUGGCAACGAUCAGGGCCUUAAACGGCCCCAUUUUUGCCCAUUUUUUCCAGCCUCCGGGCCGCAAAAUGAGGGGGGGGAACGAGCCCCGUGCAGCCUGCGAUCCAUCCAUCCAUCCAUCCAUCCAUCCGGACGGAUCUCCAGGCAGCCAGGGGAUUUUAUUCUCGUUGGGUUUGAUGCCAAUUUUUUUACCAUUUAAGCUUUUCUUUUCUUUUUUUCCUUUGACCCGGAGCAAACGGAUGCCGCUUCCUCGUGCGCCCGGUGGAGCAGCCGAUCCGGCCCCGUUAUUUUGAUGCGAUUCCUUCCACUUCCCGUUCGUCCGGCCACAGCCCGCGGCGUCAACGACCGCUGAAAGCCCAGCCAGGCUGAAAAAAACCCGGAAUGGGGAGAAAAACGCCGCUGCGGAUUGCGAAGCUGUAGCGAAACCGGCCGGCUGAACGGGAGCCGGCACGAAAAAAAAAUCACCUCGUGCCACGACGGUGGCAGAGAAACAUUAAUUUCUGCCAACCAAGAGGCGGUGAUGCCGCUUGGGGGGGUUAUUGGUUAUUUUUUUUCGGCACGGCUCGGAUAUAACCCGCCAAAUCAACCACCGACGUUGAACAACCACAAUCCCCGACUUGUGCGCCCCUAUACGCGGGAAUUCCGGGGUUUUUCUUUUUUUUAUGGAUAGCGGUGCUCUUCCAUGGCAGCCCAUAUCCCUCGUGGCAGCAGGGUGGGAGGGGUCGCGACCGCGGUGACGACACGGCGGCCCUCGUUUCUGCGGAUUUCGCCUCAGUUGUCCCAUCGAAGUGAAAUGCCCGCAGGGAUUUCAAGCCCCAGAUGAAAGCGUCGGAGUUUUUCCCACUCCCCCUUCACCUCCCCAACCACCUAAUUAGCUGCGGAAGCAUAAAAGCCUUUUUGCUUAGAAACAUCGGCUCCUUCCGCUCGUUAACAGACGAACCGCUGGGAACCGUCGGAGCCCGGCUCCUCCUCGCCGCGUCCCGCGCGCUCCGGGGAUGGCGGCGCAGGCGACGCUUCCCUUCUUCCGGCGCCUUUCCGUGGUCCCAAACACCUGGAAAAGAGACGCGAGAGGAGCUGGCGUUAGAAGGGGAAUGGAGGGAAGGGAUCCCGCCACGUCCCGGCCCCUUUCCUUGCCGCCUGCCCCGUUCGCCUUAGUCGCUGCUCAAACGGGAGAUUUAUGGAAAUGAGCAUUGCAAAACUAUGUUUUUUCUUUUUUUUUUUUUAAUAUAUCCUCGUUCUAAGCAUGAGUCAUUUGGGCAGGAAAGUUACUGAGCUGUUGCCUGCUGUGACUCAGCCCGCGAUUGCUGAACAACACCUUUCUCCUUGCUUUUCCGGGAGGUUUAAGCCGGAAGAAGUCAACGAAGGUUGACUCUCCCACCAAAGAGGCUCCGUCGUCCCGAGACCUUUUUUUUUUUAAAUUUUUUUUAAAUCCCUCCCAGGCCGGCAAAGGCACCGUCCAGUGAGCAAAUCCGCGGUGGCAUCGCCUGCUCAACGUGAGCCGCAAAGGGCGUUUCCCAGGGGACGGAGAAAGGGAAGUUUUUGUAGAUAAAGAGCUAAACUGUGCGCUAGAGAAGGUGCGUGGCAGGGUCCGGACUGCAAUGGAAUUAAAAAACCGAAGGAAAGCGGAGCAAAAAUGUUGCUGUUCUCAUCUUUCCGAGCGGGAGAGCCAAGAAAGUGUCAAGACGACGCCGGGUGCAGCUGGGCUGCAGGAAAAAAGCACGCAAAAUAAAGCAAUACGCUCUCACCCACUGAAUUCUUUUUUACCCGGUAGAGCAAGAAUUAGGCCCAAACCUCCCCACGCCGCAGCGGGAGCUGUUCCAGGCCCGCGCUGCAGCCACGCUGCUCAGCGCGAUCUCCGCGGCGUCUCGCGACUCCGGUCCUUUCGCCUUUCCUUGCGGGACGUGUUUUAUCCGUCGGGGAAUAUCGACG
Molecule: messenger RNA, 3968 nt
Organism: Rhea pennata
Lineage: Eukaryota; Metazoa; Chordata; Aves; Rheiformes; Rheidae
Gene: CDC42EP2
Product: CDC42 effector protein 2
Exons: 2
Coding region: 796-1374 (192 amino acids)
Biological process (GO): positive regulation of actin filament polymerization; regulation of cell shape; positive regulation of pseudopodium assembly
Cellular component (GO): membrane; cytoplasm
Molecular function (GO): small GTPase binding
Source: RefSeq, a predicted model, not a curated record